AUGGUCGUUUUAGAUUAUGUCGAAAAUCUCAACCUAGACUAUGUUGCCCUUAAUCUCUCCGGAGACUACUAUUUGCAAUGGGCACUUGACACAAAGAUUAACUUGAGGUCAAAGGAACUCGGUGAUGCUAUCAUCGAGGGCAACAAUGAGACAGAUAAGAAUCGGUACAUGGCUAUAAGUAUUAUACGCCACCAUCUCAUUGAGGGUCUAAAAGAUCAGUACCUCACCAUGGAGAAUCCACUAGACAUUUGGACCGCUUUACAGCGACGAUAUGAUCACCAGAAAACGAUAGUCUCAAUGAUGAGACUUUGUGGUGAGGAAGUAUCCGAGAAAAAGUUGCUUGAUAAAACAUUCUCCACGUUCCAUUCGACGAACGUGUUGCUGCAACAGCAUGAGAUGAGACCCAUCGGAACAACAUCAUUACCAGAAGCCAAUGAGGCUGAAAAGAAAUAUCCCAAAGAGUGCAACCACGUCCAUGAUGAUAAGAGAUCACACGGCAAAGGCCGUAGUAGAUACAAAGGACGUGGCCGUGACAACUACUCAUAUGGCCGGCAAGGAAACCACAAUAACUGUGGUCGUGGUUCCAGCUAUGGUCAUGGCCGAGGAAGUUAUUGCCGUGGUCGAGGCGAGAGCCUUAAGAACAAGAACCCGGAAGCCCAUAUGGUUCAUGAUACCGGGUAUGAUGCUGAUGAUGAUUCCGACCUUGAAAAGGACGACCACUUGGAUUUUGAGACUUCUGAUUGUCUCAAAGACUAA
Brassica napus (rape) is the source of this 756-nucleotide messenger RNA. RefSeq lists its product as uncharacterized. The record is from RefSeq and is a predicted model, not a curated record. The coding region runs from base 1 to 756 and encodes 251 amino acids. Lineage: Eukaryota; Viridiplantae; Streptophyta; Magnoliopsida; Brassicales; Brassicaceae. The transcript has 5 exons.